AUGUGCGUGGGAGAGAGUGAGGGGGUUGGUCGUAGAUUUGGAAUAAUAUUUCUCACUUCAUCUUUCAGAAUGUUGAGAGAUCUCAAGUUCUUGCGUCGGAAUUCUGGUAAAAGCACUGAUUUCGAUGAACCUGAAAAUAUGCCUGUAAAUGGCAAGUUUCAUGAAUCAUCAGCAUCUCAGGUGGGUACCGACUCGUCCUCCAGGCCACCAUUGAAUGCAAUUCGAGACCCUGUGCAAAACCCUGGUAAGCGUGAUCAGGAAUUAGGGUUUAAAAGCUCGAAACUGGAUAGAACGCCCACGAAGGUCAAUGCCAGUAAGCAUUCAGAAUCGGGGAUGCCAAUGAAAACUCCAGAAAAACAAGGAGGUCUAGCUAGGAAUAGAUAUGGAUGGGGUUCGGAUUCAAGGAUGGAGGGGAAAAGCGGGACUAUGAAUAUGAACAUGAAUACAAACACUCCUAGGUCAUGCAGAACAGUUGGAAGAGCUUUAAGUUCAGGUUAUUCCGAGUGUAAUUCUACCCAGAAUACACAGUCUAAUUCUACACAGAAUACACCUACAAAGAGUGUGAAUAAACCUCCAAAUCCAGGACUGUCUCAGGGAGGUAGUUCAAGGCCUCCUAUCAGUGGAGGUGUGCGCAGCAAUGGAAGCUUUGCAGCGUUAUCUAGAGGACUUCAGAACACCUACACUACUGUAAAUACUGUGGAGGUACCACAUAUUGACCUCAAAGAAGAUCCAUCAUUCUGGAUGGAUCAUAAUGUACAAGUUUUGAUACGAAUUCGUCCACUCAACAACAUGGAGCUUAGUGCUCAAGGUUACAACAGGUGUUUAAAACAAGAAAGUGCACAAUGCCUGACCUGGGUAGGGCAUCCAGAAACACGAUUUACUUUUGACCAUGUUGCUUGUGAAACAAUUGACCAGGAAACUCUUUUUAGGAUGGUUGGUCUGCCAAUGGUGGAGAAUUGUUUGUCUGGAUAUAAUAGUUGUAUCUUUGCAUAUGGGCAGACUGGAAGUGGAAAGACACACACAAUGCUUGGUGAGAUAAAUGAACUUGAAUUAAAACCAAGUCCACAGCGGGGGAUGACUCCACGGAUGUUUGAGUUUUUAUUUGCUAGAAUCAUCGCGGAAGAAGAGAGUCGAAUGGAUGAAAGAUUAACAUACAAUUGCAAGUGUUCUUUUCUAGAAAUCUACAAUGAGCAAAUUACUGAUCUUCUUGACCCUUCAUCUACAAAUUUGCAACUAAGGGAGGAUGUCAAGAAGGGUGUGUAUGUGGAAAAUCUAACAGAAUGUGAAGUUCACACUGUGGGUGAUAUCCUUCGGCUUCUGAGUCGGGGUUCUGCAAAUAGGAGAGUUGCUGCAACAAAUAUGAAUAGAGAAAGCAGUCGUUCCCACAGUGUUUUCACGUGUGUGAUUGAAAGUAGGUGGGAGAAAGACUCAACAUCUAACCUUAGAUUUGCAAGGCUGAAUCUUGUUGAUCUGGCUGGUUCAGAAAGACAAAAAACUUCAGGUGCUGAAGGUGAACGAUUAAAGGAAGCUGCAAAUAUAAACAAAUCAUUAUCUACCCUAGGUCAUGUGAUAAUGGUCCUAGUAGAUGGUGCUAAUGCAAGGACACGACAUGUUCCUUACAGAGAUUCAAGAUUGACUUUCCUUCUACAGGACUCGUUGGGUGGUAAUUCGAAAACAAUGAUAAUUGCUAAUGUUAGUCCCUCGAUAUGUUCUGCUACUGAAACAUUAAACACUCUCAAGUUUGCUCAGCGUGCAAAACUUAUUCAGAACAAUGCUGUUGUAAAUGAAGAUGCCUCUGGAGAUAUCAUGGUGCUUCAACAGCAAAUACAAUUUCUAAAGGAGGAGCUUGCUAUCCUUAAGAGGAACAAUAUAUCCAGGUCUUUAGCAUUUGGUCCAAAAGUCAUUGAAGAGGCUACACAAGAACAAGAGAAUGAUUGCAAUGGACAUGAUAACAAAAUCCUGAAGGUUUCCUCUAAACAGCUGAAAUCUUUAGAGACUUCAUUGACUGGAGCCUUGAGGAGAGAGCAAAUGUCGGAAGCUUCUAUUAAACAACUUGAAGCAGAAAUAGAACAGUUAAAUCGACUGGUUCGUCAAAGAGAGGAUGACAAUAAGUGCACAAAGAUGAUGUUGAAGUUUAGAGAAGACAAGAUUCAUCGAAUGAAGUCUCUUCUUGCUGGAUCAAUACCUGCAGACUCUUAUAUGCUAGAAGAGAAUAACAUGCUCAUUGAAGAAAUUGAGAUGCUUCGUGCAAAAGUUGAUAGGAACCCAGAAGUGACACGCUUUGCUUUGGAAAACAUUAGGCUUCUUGAACAACUUAGAAGAUUUCAAGACUUUUAUGAAGAAGGGGAGAGAGAAAUGUUAUUGAAGGAAGUAUCUGAAAUGAGGAAUCAGUUGGUUCUCUUUCUUGAUGAGAACAAACAACAUGAUCAGAUCCAAAAGGAAGCCGCACAGGACAAUAAAGAAAACAAUUCUGUUAGAUUAGAGUUGCAAAAGAGCCAAGAAGAGUUGGAGAUGUGCAGAAAUAACCUAAAUUCUUGCUUAGAGAGAAAUGAAAAACUAUGCAGGGAGAUUGCAGCCCUUAAUACUUUACUGGAAAACCAGAAAUCUAUAGCACAUGACCAUGGUGGUGCUACUGAGGUCAUAAAGGACCCCAUAAUAGAAGCUGCUUCUGUAGGCGAUCAGUCUUUACAUACAAUCCAAAAGAUGGAGGAAACUCAUGUGAAUUACAUUGAAGAAGUUAUGAAUCUUCAACUGGAAGUAGACAUUCUAAAGACACUUCUCAAGGAAGAGAGUUCAUCCUGUGGGGAAAUAGUGGAAAGUUUGAAGUCAACUGAAGAGAAGUAUAUGUUGAUAACAAAACAAUAUACAGACUUAAAGGAGGAGCUUGAGGAAGCAAAAUCUGUCAUUGAGGCUCUUGAGACUCAACAACUUGUAUCUAUCAAUGAGGUGGAAGCUCUUAGAAACAGUAAUGACCGGUAUGCUCAAAUACUUCAUGAAAAAGAGCUUAAAAAAGAUACAAUUCUCAGUCAAGAAUCACAAGACAAGUUGAACAAGAUGAAGGAUUCUCUUGAAAAAGCCAGGAGAACGAAUAACUGGUACAAAACUGAUAAGGCAUUUCAGGCAUCAAAUGAAGAAGAAAUGGAUGAAGUGAGGAAGCAAGUCGAGGCUGAAACUGCUGAAGUUAUAGUUUGUUUGCAAGAAGAAGUUUGCAGCCUUCAACAGCAAUUAGAUGACAGUAUCAUGAAAGAAAGAGAGAUCAAAUCAAAGUAUGAAGAGAAAGAAAGACAGUUGAGCAGCUUAUCUGAAGAGUGGCAAUUAUUAAGUGAUGAGAUACAUGAUGUUCUUACUACAGGCCAUGAGACACUUGAGGACAUCUCACAUGAUCUUGAUGAUGUUACGAUUUUUGACCAAUUACAGAUGAUCACACGAAGCAUAUUUGAAAAGGAGUCACGAAUAAAGGAACUUAAUGCGUGUUUAGAAGAUGCAAAAAACAGAGGGAAUGAAAUGGAGGGAUUGCUGAGGUCACUGAGAGGGGCGACUAUGGUAAUGACAGAAGCCCAUCAAGAAGACUGCAGUAAAAAGGACAGAAUAAUCAGUCAAUUGAUCAAACAAAAUAAACAAAGGGAGGAGCAGAUAAAGAAGGCAUCUGCAUCUGCAACGGUUGCAUUUGUGAUCGUAAACAGUUUUUCUGAGAUGAAAGAUAGUUGUCUUGAAGCACUUACACAGAAAGAAGCUGAGCUUGAGGAAUUGAAAAGAAGUCACAUUGUGGACAUUUGUGAAGCAAAAAAGAAGAAAGACUUGAAUAUGAGUCGCAGGGAUGAUACGAUUUCACUUUUGAAGAAAGAGCUAGAGACUGCCCUUGGGAGUCUUAAUGGAGUGAAAAGUGAGAUGGCCAGACUACAUUCUGAGAAAGAAUCAGUACGACUUUCCGAAAAACAGAAUCACAAAAGUAUUGAAACCCUGAUGCAUCAGGUUAUGGCUUUACAAUCUGUUGUUGAUUGUUUUGAAAAUCAAAUUGGAGGAGCAAUGGGUUCUUUGGAUCACAAGAUACAAACUGUUGAAGAACUUUUACAAGAAUCAUGCAAAUCAUGCUCUUACAAAAGAAAGCUUUACGAGCUUGAACUUAUGGAUGCGAAGGUAAAUGCAGCAGAACAUGCAGCAGAAUCUUCUUGUGUUCUUGCUAAGUUUGAAGAGGCUCAUUACACAAUCAAAGAAGCAGAUGUUAUGAUCAAUGAGCUCGUGAUUGCAAAUGAAACCAUGAAGCUUGACAUUGAAGCUUUGAAGAAAAAGGAGGUUGCUUUAGUCAAUGAGAGGGAUACCCUUAAGGAAAAUUAUGAAGAAGAUAUUAUGGGAAUGAAGAAAGAAGUAAGGGAGCUCGAGGGUAUGAUUAUGGAAAUCCAGUCUUUGGUAGAUAAGGAUUUGAUGCCAACAGUGUCUGAUUUGUUUUCCAUGAAGUCUCACCUUCAUGAUUCAAGUAAGUUAAUUCAUUCAUGGCUUGAAGACAUAUGGUCUGAGAUUAUUAUGAAAGAUUGUGCUGUGUCAGUGCUACAUGUGUGUCACAUGGGAAUACUCUUGCAAACAGUAACUGGUCUGAAUGCAGAAAAUGGUUUGCUUCAACAUGGUUUAUGUGAAUCGAAUUCUCUAGUGUCACAACUAAAGGACCAUAACUCGAAAUCAAGAAAAGAGCUGGAAAUGUGUAGAGUGGUUCAAGGGAAGUUACUUGCUGACAUCAAGAAUAGUUUUGAUCAUGUCACUAAGAGUACAGAAGAAACUGGAGUGCUUUCCAUGAAGCUAGCCAGUUUUGAAAAGAGGAUACUAAGCUUACAGCUUCAAGAGGAAGCAAUGGUGGAAAGAUUGAAUUACAUGGGAUCUGAGCUUUCUGCUUUAGUGAAGGAAAUGAAUGCCAUGGAUAAAGAUGAAGAGCUGAGAGAUCUUGAAGAGAAGUUCAUGGUGGAUUUGUUUGUAAAAGAAAUUGAAUUGCUUAUUGUGUCAUCAGCACUAAAACAAAUGGAUUCACAAAAUAUGGAUCUUGAGCAUGAGAAUAACAAUAUGUUUAUGGUUCUUGAGAAGUUUAAAGAAAACAUGAUUAUGAUUAAUGUGGAUAUGCAAUUCAAAGAUGCAAUCUUGCUGGACAAAGAAGCCGAGCUGCUUAUCGUGUCAUCAGGGCUGAGCCAAAUGGAUUCAAAAAGAAAGGAUCUUGAGAAUGAGAAUGACAAAAUGUUAAUGGUUCUUGAGAAGUUUAAAGAAAACAUGGUUAUGGCUAAUGUGGAUAUUCAAUCAAAAGAUUCCAUCUUGUUGGAAAAAGAAGCUGAGGUUGCCUUUUUGAACAAAGAUGUGAAGGCAAAAGAAAUUGAGCUGCUUAUUGUGUCAUCAAGAUUAGAACAAUUGGAUUCACAAAGAAAGGAUCUUGAGAAUGAGAAUAAUAGCAUGUUAAUGGUUCUUGAAAAGUUUAAAGAAAACAUGAUCAUUGCCAUUGUGGAUAUGCAACUGAAAGAUUCCAUCUUGUUGGAGAAAGAAGCCGAGGUGGCCAAUUUGCACAGAGAUGUCAAGGGAAAAGAAGCUGAGUUGCUUAUGGUGACAUCAGGACUAAAGCAAAUGGAUUCACAUAAAAGGAAUCUUGAGAACGAGAAUAAUAAUAUGUUUAUGGUUCUUGAAAAGUUUAAAGAAAACAUGAUUUAUGCCAAUAUGGAUAUACAACUGAAAGAUUCCAUCUUGUUGGAGAAAGAAGCUGAGGUUGCCUUUUUGCAGAAAGAUGUCAAGGCAAAAGAAAUUGAGCUGCUUAAUGUGUCAUCAAAACUAAAGCAAAUCGAUUCACGAAGAAAGAUUCUUGAAAAUGAGAAUAACAGCAUGUUUAUGGUUCUUGAGAAGUUUGAAGAAAACAUGAUUAUGACUAAUGUGGAUAUGCAAUUGAAAGAUUCCAUCUUGAACGAGGUGAUUUCUGAAAAUAUGUAUGUUCACAGUGAGUUGGAAAGAAAGGAUGAAGUUGUUGAAGGGUUAGUAUUUGAUUUACAGUUGUUACAGGAAUCCUCCUCCAAAACUCAAGAUCAGAAAGAUGAAAUUGAAGAAUUAGAAGCUUCUCUGGAGGCUUUAGCGGAAGAGCUUGAUGAAAACAUUGUAAAAGGUCAAGUUCUUGAAGGUCAACUGAAGGAGAAAGUUGCCAUGAUCAAUGCACUUGAAGCAGAUGUUUCAAGAGAGCGUGAGUUGGUAAAAUCACUAUUUUCUGAAAUCCAAACACUGAAAGAUGCCUUAAAAGCACAUGAGACGACCGGAAUGGAAUUGGCAAAGGUCAAGGAAGCUAAUGAGAGAAUGGAAAUGGAAUUGGUUCAAUUGGGAACUAAUCUUGUUGAAAUGGAAACAUUGGUUGAAUCAAGAACCUGUGAGCUUCUUGAAGUAAGAAAGGAGUUAGAGAUGGCACAAGCUCUUGCUGAAGAAAAUGAGGCAAUUGCUACCGAAUCCAAACAGAUUGCUGAAACAAGUAGACUGUAUGCUGAAGAGAAAGAAGAGGAGGUGAAAUUAUAUGAGAAAUCUGUUGAAGAGCUGGAUUGUAUGGUGACUGUCCUUGAAAACCAGGUUGACAUGGUCAAAGGAGAUGCAGAAAGGCAACGAUUGCAAAGGGAAGAGCUAGAACUAGAGUUUCAUGCAUUUAAACAACAAAUCAACCAAGUCAAAACUAGUGAUUCAGACGUGAAAAGAGCUUUGAAUGAAAAAGAGAAAAGUCUUCAAGAGUCCCUUCAGCGGGUUGAACUUCUUGAAAAAGAGAUUGCCAACAAAGAUAAAGAGAUUGUCCAACAUAAAGCUCACAUUUCCGAGCUUAAUCUGCAUGCUGAAGCUCAAGCUAGAGAGUACAAACAAACGUUUAAAGCGUUGGAGGCAAUGGCUGUUGCUGACCAAGUCAAAUCAGAUGUUUCUGUUUCCCACAUCUCAAAUUCACCAUCAAAGAAACUAGAAAAGAAUGGAUCAAGAACAAGAGGAUCUGGUUCCCCUUUUAAAUGCAUAGGAAUAGGAUUAGCACAACAAAUGAAGUCUGAGAGAGAUGAAGAGCUUACUACUGCAAGAAAGCGAAUUGAAGAGCUUGAAGCAUUGGCUGCAAGUCGCCAAAAAGAGAUAUUUGCAUUGAAUGCAAAAUUGGCUAUGUCAGGGAGCAUGACUCAUGAUGUGUUGCGUGAUUUGUUGGGCAUAAAGAUGGAUAUGACAACUUAUUCGUCGUUGAUGGAUGGCAACCAAAUUGAGGAAAUAACUGAAAAGGCUCGAAUUCAUAAUGCUGAAGUACAUAUUCAGGAAGAGGAGGUUAUUAAGCUAAAGGAGCAACUGAAUGAGUUAGUUAUGGAGCGAAAGGGGUGGCUGGAGGAAAUUGAAAGAAAACAAUCUGAAUUGAUCACAGCACAAGUUGCAUUAGAACAACUUCGUCAAAGAGAUCGUUUACUCAAAACCGAAAAUGAAAUGUUCAAGACCGAAAUUGCUAAUCACAAGAUGAAAGUCAUUGAGCUUGAAGCUGAAGUCAAGAAAUUAUCAGGCCAGCAAAAUAUUCAACAAAGAAUUCAUCACCAUAUGAAAAUAAAGGAGGAGAAUAAUAGUUUAAAAAAUCAGAAUGAUGAAUUAAUUCGUAAGCUGAGAAGAUCAGAUGAAAUACUUUGUCGUGUUAAGGAAGAACUUGCUAAUUUACGAGCAAAAAGUGGGAACGACUUUUCUGAUGUGGAAACUGAGCUACAAAUUCAUGAAAAACUUAAGGGAACAGAAGAAGAGAGGGAUCUAUUAGCACAGAAGUUGGCAGCCUUGUGCACCAGCAUUUUAAAGGUAGCUGGCAUAACAGGGCCGACAUCUGAUGUCAGCAUUUCCAUGGCGGAAGAAGCAUUAGAACAGUUGCAGGGACGUGUGGCCUCCCUUGAAAGAGAAUUACAAGAUCUACAACAUAAGAAUAGGAUCAGUAACGAAAGAGUACGGUUGUCUGAAAUGAUGCCACAAACGGUUGAGGAAAACAGACCAAUCAACAACAGUAGAAGAACAUUCAGAAUUGGAAGCUGCUCUUCGAAAUCCGGCAAAAACAAGAUCAAUUUCAGUAUCAGCUAUACUGUAAUUCCCAAAGUGCUAUUUGAGUAG
This is a messenger RNA of Lactuca virosa, 8097 nucleotides long. Lineage: Eukaryota; Viridiplantae; Streptophyta; Magnoliopsida; Asterales; Asteraceae. The record is from the annotation of a GenBank genome assembly.